Messenger RNA from Triplophysa dalaica, 5049 nucleotides. RefSeq names its product mcf.2 cell line derived transforming sequence-like a (gene mcf2la). NCBI's taxonomy places the organism in Eukaryota, Metazoa, Chordata, Actinopteri, Cypriniformes, Nemacheilidae. The record is from RefSeq and is a predicted model, not a curated record. Gene Ontology annotation, molecular function: protein binding; guanyl-nucleotide exchange factor activity. The transcript is spliced from 31 exons. Bases 287 to 3871 code for a protein of 1194 amino acids. Gene Ontology annotation, cellular component: cytoplasm; extrinsic component of membrane. Gene Ontology annotation, biological process: positive regulation of Rho protein signal transduction; intracellular signal transduction.
UCUACAAACAGAAGACCCGAGAUGGCUCUGCAUGUAGCAUUGCGUCUGCUGUAUCUCUGACACUGGAAGCCCUCUGAGACCACAACCGGACUGCUAUUAACCUUCUCAGCGUUUGCUUAGAUCCGAUCAUCCUGGCUUUGGAUUUUAUGGGUCUCGCUUAGUUCAGGUCAGAAUCGAUUCAGAAUUGGCUUGGAACGAAUGCCGGACAAUCAGGACGGGUUCCGAGAGGUCGGCCCGAGCUGCGACUGGUUGGGACUGGUUUGGAUGAAUAAAGGGUCGGUCUUAAAUGUCCCUGCACGAGUUUCUUCGGGAGGGCCAGGACGCCCCGCAGCGGAUCCUGUCUCGACUGACCCAGCUUCUCUACAACCUAUCAGCUACUGUCUUACAGGGGGUCCCAUUCUCUCCUUUCACAAGCUUCAGCCGCAAGAGCUCGUGGAAGGACUGGAACGAUGAGAUUAUGCUGCAGGAGAGUAGUCCUCUGUGCGCUGCAGACAUCAGCCCUGAUCUCAGGAAACAGUUCGCCUUCCUGUCAGGUGGUCGAGGACAGAAUGGCAGUCCCAUCAUCACCUUCCCAGAGUACCCAGCGUUUGGCGAGCUGGAGGAGGAAGAGUUCCACAACGUGCUGACGUACCUUACCAGCGUUCCCAGUCUCAGCUCGACGGGGGUCGGCUUCAUCCUGGUCAUUGACCGCCGGCAAGACAAAUGGGCGUCAGUGAAGGGGACGCUGCUGCGGAUUGCGGGCUCUUUCCCAGGCAACCUGCAGCUGGUGCUGGUACUGAGACCCACAACACUUUUCCAGAGGACGAUAUCAGACAUUUUGUUUAGAUUAAACAAGGAUGAGUUUAAAAUGAAGGUGCCGGUGAUUAUGCUCAGCUCUGUGACUGAGCUCCACAGCUACAUCGACCGCACACAGCUCACUCAGGAACUGGGCGGCACGCAGGAGUACUGCCACGAGAAAUGGAUUUCACACCGCACCGCCAUCGAAGGUUUUGCUCUGAUGGUGAAGAAAACGGCUCAGAUUUUGCAGUCAUUCGGGACAGAGCUGGCCGAGACAGAACUGCCCAAUGAUGUAGAGGCCACCUCUAACCUUCUGACCAUCCACACCGAGAAGAAAGACAAGAUGAAGGAGGACUUGAGGAUUGCUCUCUGUCAAGGCGGACGCUUGUUGGAGAGCAUCAAUGAGCCGGUGGUGAAAGAUCCAGAUUACACAAUGAACCAGGAUGAACAAGAGAAUUUAUCUACUGUUCAGAGGCUGCUCGGUCAGUUGGAUGAGACGGAAAUGGCGUUUGAUGAUUUUUGGGACAAACAUCAAACCAAGCUGGAGCAAUGUUUGCAGUUGCGACACUUUGAGCAGAACUUUAGAGAGGUCAGAGCUCAAUUAGAUCUGGUGUUUGACAGACUAACAGGUUUCUCAGAAGUGGGAAUAAGCCCCGCCCACGCUGAACAUAUCUUGAAAGAGCUGACCAAUCAUGAAGAGAGAACAUGUGCGGUGCUGGACCGUGCGCUGUCCCUGGCGUGUGAUGCAGACCGGCUCAUUGAAGCAUCUCAUUACGCUGUGGACUCCAUCCUGCCCAAAUGUUAUGACCUGCGAGCUCUGUGUGAGGAGAUCAGUGUUGUCCUGAAGGCCAAGAAAGCACAUCUGCUCAAAGCCGUGGAGCUACAUCAGUGUCUGGAUAAGGCCUCCAAAUGGUGUGAAGAUGGCAUCUACCUGCUGGCAUCCCAGCCUGUGGAUAAGUGUCAAUCACAGGAUGGGGCGGAGUCAGCUUUGCAGGAGAUUGAGCGUUACUUGGAUACGGCCAAUCAGAACAAGCUGACCGAUUUGAGUGGAAUUUGGAGGGAAUAUGAAUCGGUGCUCACACAAGAUUUCAGGGAUCAGGUGGACCAAGUGUUUCAGAAGCAGACGUCCAUGCAGGAGAUGUUUGAGAAGAGGAGAGUCAGCUUGAAAAAGUUAGCGGCCAAACAAACGCGUCCCGUGCAGCCGGUUGCCCCGCGUCCAGAGGCCAUCAUCAAAUCGCCCCUGUCCUCGCCAGUUCAUAGGGAGAAGGCAAUUGAGGGUGACAUCAUCAAUGGAAACUGCAGAAAGGGAGACACAAACUUGCAGAAAGACGGCAGUAGACACCCGUCUGUCUCUGAUGCGGAGGAGAACUUCACUGUGCUCAGACGGCACGUGAUGAAUGAGCUGUUGGAGACGGAGAGAGCUUAUGUAGAGGAACUACUGUGUGUGCUGGAGGGCUAUGCAGCAGAGAUGGAUAACCCAUCCAUGGCUCAACUCAUCCCCAACACAUUACUUCAUAAGAAGGACGUCCUCUUCGGCAACAUGCCCGAGAUAUACCAGUUUCACAAAAAAACGUUUCUUCGUGAGCUGGAGGCAUACACGGACUACCCUGAGCUGGUGGGCCGGUGUUUUCUGGAGAGGAUGACGGAUCUGCAGAUCUAUGAGAAGUACUGCCAGAACAAGCCUCGCUCUGAGUCUCUAUGGAGACAGUGCUCGGACUGCGCCUUCUUUCAGGAGUGUCAAAAGAAACUGGAACAUAAGCUCGGUUUGGACUCGUACCUGCUCAAACCCGUUCAGAGAAUAACCAAAUAUCAGCUUUUACUGAAGGAACUACUGAAGUACAGUAAAGGCUGCGAGGGUGUAGACGACCUGCAGGAGGCGCUCUCCUCUAUAUUAGGAAUCCUAAAGGCUGUCAAUGACUCAAUGCAUCUUAUCGCCAUCACUGGAUUUGAUGGUAACCUGAGUGAUCUGGGUCGUUUGAUGAUGCAGGGGUCGUUCAGCAUGUGGACGGAGCAUAAGAAGGGUCACGCAAAGGUCAAAGACCUGGCACGGUUCAAGCCAAUGCAGAGACACCUGUUCCUCCACCAGAACGCUCUGCUGUUCUGUAAGAAGAGAGAUGAGAAUGGAGAGGGUUAUGAGAAAGCCCCUUCAUACAGCUUCAAACACUCCCUCAACAUGAGUGCCGUUGGUAUUACGGAAAAUGCAAAAGGAGACAACAAAAAGUUUGAGAUCUGGUGUAACUCACGAGAGGAGGUGUAUAUUGUACAGGCACCUACAACCGAGAUCAAAACAGCAUGGGUGAAUGAGAUCCGGAAGGUUCUGACUGGCCAGCUAAAAGCCUGCCGGGAAGCAAGCCAGCAGAAGAGUUCAGAACCGUUAACUCCCACCAGCACCACGCUCAUCAUGAGCCCAUUUAAGACCACCCAAAAGACCCACAAGAAGGGAGACGAGAAGAAAACUGAACCAACAGUAGCUGAUCCCAGCGCAACGUCGUUACCCAAAAACAGUGACAAGGUCAAAGAAGAGACUGUCAUCAGUCCCAACACUGAGAGAGCUGCAGUGGCUAAAAAGCGUUUUACACUGCAGGGCUUCAGUAACCUCAAGAGCCAAAAAGGAGGCCCCCCUAGUCCCGACCACAAAACUAAAAGACACGAGAUUAAGAGCGACCCCACGCCAUUUGGCUUCAGAGGGUUCACCAAGGCGUCGUUGUCUAUGGACGCGUCUGAGGAGAACGAUGGCUACUCGAGCACAGAGGAACCCAUGAACUCUGAUCCCGAGGAGGAGGGAGGGAAGAAACUGUCUCCAGGCAGGUAUGUGGUAGUUGCUGACUAUGACAAAAGCGGAGCGCAGGAGCUGACGGUAAAGAGUGGAGACACAGUGCAGCUGGUGAGGGAGGGAGAUGAUGGACGCUGGUCUGUUCGUAAUAUGAGGACUAAUAAAGAGGGCUGGGUUUCCACUGCGAACCUGCUCACGCUUAUCGGAGAAUCCAGAUCGUCUCAAUCUCUCUCCAGCUCAGAAGGCAGCGGAUCUGGAAACCUCAGCACGUCCUCCAGCUGCAGUGAGACCUACACGAGCUUCUCGGACAUCAAGGCCUGAAGCCGGUUUCUCGCCGCCGCCCCCUUGUGGCAGCUCCUCACAGUGCACUUUCUAUUGAAGCUACUCAAGUCUUUGUACUGUAUUAACCUCCUUAGCUGAGGGGAAAAACAGACAUUCAGGAUAUUUUAGCGUCAAUCCUUCCACCAUUUACCUCUUUAUAAGGGGAGAUGUACAGUUUUGCUAUCCUUUUUUUCUUUCAGAAUGAUGCUGUUACCUUCUCUCACGUUUGCUUGAUUAUAAAAAAGGAUUCUUCAUAAAGAGUGAUUGGGCGAGUCAUCACUUACAUCAGAGUAGCCUGCAGUUUUUCCAUUGAAACGUUAUAGGGUCUCUCUAAGCCCCCAUCAGUUUGAUAGCAUCCGUGUAUUUUUGUGAGUCUACAUUUCUUACUGUCAUAAGGUCCUGUGUGAUUUGCUGUAGCAGCAAGACGAUGAUAUAUUGCGUUUUUUACGAUAAAGAUUCCUUUGGGUCAUGCCUGGUUGAAAUGACUGUGAAAAGUCCUGUCAUUCACUGUAUGUAUUAAUCAAAAUCUGUAUAGUUUAAAUUAUUUCCUGUAAAAGAAGAUUUGUACAGAUAUUAACUUUUAUCUCAUGUUUUUCAUUAAAACAGUAUAUAUAAAUAUACAUAUUGUAUAUGAUGACCACUUUUGUCGUGCGUCAAUGAAUUGUAUUUUAUCGUAUUUAGUUGAACGUAUCACUUCACCCUUCAUGUACACAUGGUAUUACAUUUGUUCUGUAACAGCAUACCAAUUUGUAUUCACAUUUUGUUCAUGUGUCGUCAUGCUUGUGGUUUAAAAAAACAAAACGUACAAUUUGUGUUUAAAUCAGGAUGUCACUUGCAAAGACUUCAUUUUAAAAAAAAAUGAAGUAUUUAUUCAUGUUCAAAUGAAACACUCGAUUUAGGCAAAGAACCAGUAUACUUGUUUAGAUGUAUAGCAAACAUUUCUGUAUUUUAAUUCAAGGUCACAACUGCAAAUGUGUCUUUUAUACGGUCUGCAAUUCAACUUUUACAUUUUAUGUGGCACAUUGCUGCUUGUCAGUUUUAUUCCUCCACGUUUUCAUUUUGGCAUUAAAACCGUAUUAGACUUGUGUACCUGUAUAUGUGUAAAUAUGUAUUUAAGAGGUUGUAUGAUAUGAAUAAAUUUAAAAUGCUAAGGCUUGAAUAAACUUCACUGAAACAUU